Messenger RNA from Cuscuta epithymum, 823 nucleotides. The record is from the annotation of a GenBank genome assembly. NCBI's taxonomy places the organism in Eukaryota, Viridiplantae, Streptophyta, Magnoliopsida, Solanales, Convolvulaceae.
AGAAGUUUUUUUGAUAAGAGUAAAUGGGCACAACUAGGGUUUUCAACCAGCGUCUGCGGAAUUUGGCGGGUGGCGCUGUGAUUAUCACGGCGAGAGCGUUCGAGUGUUCGCUAGCAAGAGGUCGGCUGGAGCGCAGGACGAGAUUCGUGGAGGGAUUCUCUUCUGGCGAAGUUCGUUCUCGAAGCUAUUUGAUUCCUACUGCGUUUGUGCAACCAGAUUCGUUGGUGGGCAGUUUUUGUCUGUGUAUGGGAACAUGUCUGUUUGGUCAACGUCAGACAGGGACGAUGGAGGCCAUGGAGGAACGAAGACGGGGAAGAUUGCUCUGGAAAGGGAUGUGGAGGUGGCUCGGUUUCGGUCUGGUUGACUACGGGCAGUUCGAAGCAAAGAAGGAAGAACAUGAAGUGACGAAAAUCCGCCCCCCUUGUGAACCGCCGCCAUGGAGGAUUUGCGCAAAUAGGGUUUGGAAGACUGUUUUACUCUUUCUAGUUUUUUAUUUUCAGUCCAGACUAUUUUCUUAUUUCUAUUUUGUUCCUACUAUGUCAAACAAUAAGCGGGGUAGGUGGGUGUUUUGUUUUACUUUAGUUGGUAGAUUGAUUACUGAUUGGAGGCAAUCAGGCUUAUUCAGCCGCUAUAGCCUCUAUGCUCUCGCAAUUUCAACGAUUAGUCUCGCUCUUUCUAGGGUGUACUAUUCUAUGUCUGGUCAUAACAUGAGGGGCCCGAUGGACUUUGGUUUUCAAAAGAUUAGAGGGGGAUUUAGUUCUUGGCAUUCUGUUGUUGCUUUGGAUCGUUUGAAUAUAUAUAAGUUUUCCUUCAAAAAAAAAAG